AUGGCGUCUUCGCUAGAAAAACAUAUGCCCAAAGACACUCAAAUUAUUGUGUCGAUUAUGAAAGAUUUAGGUAUUGUUGAAUUUGAACCACAAGAUACCUACACAACACUACUGUUGGACGAUGCUAAGACAUUUUCAACCUUUGCGAAAAAGAAGAAUGUUGAUGCCGACGAUGUGAAAAUAGCAAUACAAUUGCCACAAGACGGAAUAUUUUGUCGACCUCCUCCACGCGAUAUGUUAAUGACAGCAAGGCGUGAAGUAAACAAAAUCCCAUUACCUCCAGUAAGGCCUGCUAGUGGACUGCGAGUUCCUCAGGAUCAUUCAACUUUCUUACAAACAAACUACAGGCUUAGGAAUGAUUUGUAUUCUGGAGGAAAUAUGCGUAAGGACACUAAAACAACAACUGCAGAAAUGUUGGAGGCGUCUAGAAAAUUACAAUCCGAAGAUAAUCCUUUCUAUUUAAUUUUAUUUAGGAAGAAAUUAUAUGGACAUUUAUUGUAUCUGUCUUACAUGCAAAUGUUACACUUAGCAGAUCACGUUUAGCUCCGUUUAUUUAAAUAUUAGAGUGUAUUUACCUCUUAUAAAAUUUGUUAGAUUUUAUCUAGGACAC
This is a messenger RNA of Metopolophium dirhodum (rose-grain aphid), 610 nucleotides long. Its product is annotated as transcription initiation factor TFIID subunit 9-like. Gene Ontology annotation, biological process: DNA-templated transcription initiation; RNA polymerase II preinitiation complex assembly. The record is from RefSeq and is a predicted model, not a curated record. The coding region runs from base 1 to 543 and encodes 180 amino acids. Gene Ontology annotation, molecular function: RNA polymerase II general transcription initiation factor activity; protein heterodimerization activity; transcription coactivator activity. Gene Ontology annotation, cellular component: transcription factor TFIID complex; SAGA complex. NCBI's taxonomy places the organism in Eukaryota, Metazoa, Arthropoda, Insecta, Hemiptera, Aphididae. The transcript has 4 exons.